AGGAUUUCUAAUGGCAUGUUUGUUAUCAAUGGACAUUCUCAUAAAACGAGGAAAAUUAGUAAAAUAUCCAAUGAAUGGACAACGAGGAACAUUAAUAAAAGAAGCAUUUUCACCUGGGAAAUCUUUCAUAAGCUCAGUUUUCGGGGCAUCAUCACAGCACGCUGAACUCUCAAAACACGAAAUUUGGGAUUCAUUACAAUGCGCUAACAUUGACAAAACCCAAACGGCACCUAGAUUAAAACCACGUGGCGCAUGGUCGAAUGUUCCGCCUGAGUUUUAUCAUUUAAAUUGGACCAAUACUAUGCUUGAUAAUCAUAACGUCUUAAAAUGGCCGAGAGAGGACAUUUGUGACGUGCCAGAUGAGGAAAAUCUACUCCUGUUUCUUGUUAUGAGUGAUAUAUCCGGUAAGCGUAUGCGGGAUGCAAUAAGGGAAACAUUCGCCUCAGUAAAAAAGUUUGGAAGCUGGCAGAUUCGUACCAUAUUCAUAUAUGGUGAUAAACUCAAUCAAACGUUAUCGAAUGUGACGAACGGAGAUCUUUUAGUUGGAAACUUUUCCGAUGACUAUAGAAAAAUGACAGAAAAAGAUGCUUUUGGUUUUAAAUGGAUUCAGUUAUAUUGUCCAAAAGCAAAGUAUGUUUUUCGGAUUACACAUGAUGUUUUCAUAAACCUCACAGAAGUUGUUCACUUUCUGGACAAAACAUCCAAUCUAAAUGUCACAAGACUUUAUCAUGGUGCCACAGUGCUCGUGCUGGUAAAUCAAAACUUUUGAGUCCUGUAAAAUGGAAUAUAUAUUACCCGACCUAUAUCCAAGGCGGUGGUAUACUCUUCAGCCAAUCAGUAAUACAAGAUAUUAAUUUCUUACUAUGUAAAGUCCCAUUAUGUUUUCCGGAUGAUACAUACAUUGGCGCUUUGAUAGAAAUGCUUGGAGUGCCACCUACCGGACGGUGGCAAUAUCACUUACAAUUCAAGCAAGAACACGAGUCCCGUUUAGGACAAGAUCCCAAAAAUGCAAGCAAGGUUAUACCCAAAGGCACCACAAUUGUGCAUUAUUACAAUGUAUUGGAUCCCAUUAAUGUACAAAAACUUUUGUGGAAGGCAUAUUUAGACACUACACCAGUAGGAUUACAUAUUACCCACAUAUUACUCUUUGAGUAUUUUUAAUGAAGAUUCAACAUUUUCCUGAUAAGUAAUAUACCCGAUGAAGUUUACCCACACUACUUUUAAUGGAGUUGCAUGACCCUCUCCUUAAUUAUAUGACUAUAUCUUAGUUAUAUGAC
Messenger RNA from Owenia fusiformis, 1277 nucleotides. The record is from the annotation of a GenBank genome assembly. Lineage: Eukaryota; Metazoa; Annelida; Polychaeta; Sabellida; Oweniidae.